This is a messenger RNA of Mangifera indica (mango), 1065 nucleotides long. RefSeq lists its product as uncharacterized. The coding region runs from base 154 to 597 and encodes 147 amino acids. The transcript has a single exon. The record is from RefSeq and is a predicted model, not a curated record. NCBI's taxonomy places the organism in Eukaryota, Viridiplantae, Streptophyta, Magnoliopsida, Sapindales, Anacardiaceae.
GAUUAAUUGACUUUCUUCAUUAUGAAUCACCACCCAUCUUCAUUGUAUUUAUAUAUUCAUCAAAUUUCUCAGCCCUUCUUCAAUCUCUCAACUCUCACCAACUGGUUUCUCUUUCCCAUCUAAUUUCUCUUAAAUCAAGAAACGGACCAAAAAAUGGAAGGUGUUUCGACGAUGGUGUACAAGGGUUUGAGGAACUACUGGCAGAGGAGAGGUUACGAGAGGAUAAAUGGGACAGGUCGGAGACGGACAAGAAGCCGAUUGGAGUUGAAUUCAACCCGGAGAAGACGAUCCUGGCGGAUUAAGAUCAAACCUAAGCUUAAAAUACUCAGAGUGGCUUCACCAAAGAAGUUCUUUCUAUGGCUGCGUGACUCCUACGUGAAGAUGAUGAUGAGUUUCGCUAAUUCACGGGUUUGUACUGGUUAUGGCGGAGCCUUUGCCGGUCAAGGGGUUUAUGGAUUUGGAAAGGGUCCACUCAAAGAGUACGAUGAGAAGAUGAUCAUUGAGAUCUACAAGUCUUUAAUGUUGGGGGCACCGGGUCAGUUGGUGCCUCGAGAUGCAGCUAAACUUGGUUCAGAGAUCGCUUGCGAAGCUAGCUAGCUAGCUAGCUACCUAAUAUGUAGCAGCAUAGCAAAAUACGUUAUUAAUAUAUCAGGUACAAAAGUUUCGCUUAUAGAACUUGAUGCUCACUUGAAUUCAUGGAAGAUGCAUAUUCCAGUAAAGAUCAUGAAAAUUCUUCAAGACUAUCCUGAAAGAAACAAAGAUCGAUGAAGACCAAAAAAGGCUUUACUCUUUUUUCUUUCCUCCUUUACAGAAUAGCUUUUAAUGUUGUCCUGCUGGUAAGUUGUAAUGAGCAAAUGUUCAGUUGUUGGCAAUAAGUCUUUAAGCCACCUAUCUUCCUUCCUGGCAGAAGAAGCAGAAUAAAAAUUACUUGUUUAAAUUUCUGGUAAUAUUUUGGGUUGAUUUAGAUUAUGAUUUGGUCGUUAGUAAAGGAAGGUAAGUGAUGAAGGUGGUGGGCACAUAUAAUCAAUGCAAAAUUUGACCAUUGCCGUUACUUUUACGGUGGAA